AAUGGGAAAUCGAACCCGUGUCUUCGGCGUGACGAGCUAACACUCUAACCACAAGGCUACUCCACCACCGCCCAGUAAGCACGAGAAAAGCAACGUAUAUUCAAAUAUCAACUCAUGCCACGUCUGUAAUAGUUUCACAACAUAAUACAAAUGGUCAGUUUAGCCACUUUACCAGCACACAUAUGACAGGUUAUAACCACGAUAUGUUUAGUCAUUUUUGGGAAUGAGAGUUUGUAAUGAUCUGAAUUCGUUUGAAUGACUAAUACAUCAAAGGACAAUCGACAGCUCUAUGGCCUUGACAUUGGUAUCGAUGAGGAAAAUACCAUUGCAUUCAACAGCUAUUACCUACAGUUGUUUGUGCAGCUUUAUUGCACACACACUGCACACUGCACACAGUCAGUAUACUUCAGGACACAUACGCAUAACAUUACCGUGUUGGGAGACUGCCAAGGACUAUAAAUAGGCGCAACGUUAGCAACGGAUCGAUUGCUGACAAAGGCGUCCUCUGCUGACAUUUAACAGUCCCAGCAUGAAGCGAAUGCCUUAUACAGAGUUCGGCGAAUAGAGGUUAUUGAGCGUCAUGGCGGUGCUGCUGGGCUACUAGUGUUAGGCAUUAGACUUCACAAAACGGUCAAAAUGGAGGAGUUCCCACCACUGAUGCCUGAAGCCAGGGCUGGAAAGAAGACCAGAGGUAAAGAGGAAAAGAUGAAAGAACAGCCUACACCUGCACUUGGUAAACCUUGUUUGAAAGAUCUGGCAAGCUUUCUGGAACAGAGGGAAACAACCGGCAGAGAUGAACAGCUUUCAGAUGACGAAUGUGACAGCACAAGAACACAGAGCCCCAUUUCUAUCAGUUUACCACCCUUAUCAACAGUUCAACAGGAUAUGCAUGGAACUGGAACGAAGGCUACAACGUCAAAACCAUUGAUAAAAGGAAAACAGAAAAAGAGAAAGUUUGUUUCUUUAGACUUUAACCUUCCAUCAGCUAAUUCAGAAACUCAUCAUGGAAUGUAUGGGAGCAAUCUUCAUGGAGCCCAGGGGCGUGAAACAGCCAUCAGAGAUUCCUUGAGGUCUCCCGCAAAUGUGAAGCCAGAUUAUGAGAUUGAAGAUGACGCUGCAACACCCAAAUUAGAAUACCUUGAUGACUCCAACACGGUGGCGAAAAGUGUGAUGCAGAAAUUGGAAAAGCAAAAUCAGAGUUCAAAUCUGUGCUAUAAUCAUACCAGCACAAUCCACAUGAUCGAAAACCCCUCCAUGAGUGACCAAGGCGAUGUGGGGAGAAGUCUGGCAUAUAACCCAGGCCUUCAACAAGGAGGACCAUGUGCAGGCAAAAGGUAUGACUGUAAUACCAACACAAUCUCAACUGUCGAGGCAACACGUGUCUCUGAAACACACGUCCUUGUGGAUAAACUGACAGAAGACAAAAAAAGCAACAAACCUUCAAAGAAGGGGAAGAAGCACAAGACACACAUGGUGCCUGCUCCUGUUGAGAUACUGGGAUUUAAAACAAAGAAUCCCAGUCGGAACACAAAAAGCGACAAAGGGAGUACAAUUUCCAAAGCUUUAGACAUUAAGAUCUCAACGCCUAAACGUCCAGCACAACGAAAGACUCAAAGGCGAGUCAUUCCCACUAUCCAGCCUGAUGACACGGACAGUUCAGAUGAACCGGUGGAGCGAGACUAUAAAUGGAUUCAUAAAAAACUCACCGAUAGAACGAUUUCUUUGUCCCUCUUGAUGUCUUUACAAAGUCAGCCAUCCCCUUUAAUAGCACUGACUCUUGCCAGGAAUGUUGAUCUGGAUGAUCUGUUGAAUGAUGAAGCAUCUGACAUAGAAGACUGUCUUCUACUUUUGUCUCUGAUUUCCAGAGGAUGUGAGUGUCAAGUUGUGCCAAAGACUGGAUUGCAAAUCCUUACAAAGAUGACAGUGUUUGUCUCAAAACAUUUACGCUCCCUAACUACACGACUCGCAGAAAGAGUGCAAACAAUUGAGUCAUUGACAAUUCAAAACUUUUUCAGAGAUAUGGUGACAAUAUUGAAAGAGAUGGUACACAGAGUGAAGGACACUGGUACUGAUCCAACAGCAAUACCCACUCUAAUUCUUAUUGCUGCAGCUAAACAGUUGACAAUUCCUGAAGAGUCACUACAGGCGAUCCUCCUUGAUCUGAGGUCAUUGAGAGACGCGAGAUUCAAAGUAUGUGAAGAUACUUUCUUGCAUAAGGAUGACAAUUUCCGUCAAAUAAAGCUCAUGCCCACAAAUGAUGACAUAAAUCCCGCCAUGAAACCACUCCUGAAGAAAAACAAGGUAGUCGGCAAAUACACAGACGUUGAUGAAUAUUUAGAUGUUCAGUACAGGCUACUCAGGGAAGACUUCAUUCAGCCUUUACGAGAAGGGGUUUCAGAGUAUCAAGACCUAUUGGCCAUGAAGGACAGAAGAGCAACACGUCUGUAUCAGAAUGUACUAGUCAGGCGCUUCUUCUGCUCAGAAGAUGGAAUCGUAUACCGAUUACAAUUUGAUGUAAGCAAACUUUCACAUGUUGACUGGGGUAAUACAAAGAGACUCAUGUAUGGAUCAAUGGUAUGCAUCUCAUCUGACAACUUCCAGACAGUACGGUUUGCAAUAAUUAGUGAUAGAAAGCCUGAGAAACUUCAACAAGGGAGAAUUGAUAUCAAGUUUGAUAAUAAAGUCAAACUUGAUCCAGGAACGAAGUUUACAAUGGUGGAAACGCCAGCUCUGUUUGUUGCAUAUCGACAUGUGCUGAUCGGAAUUCAGCAGAUAGAGAGUAACAAACUUCCAAUGUCUGAAUACUUUGUGGAAUGUCGUGCAACACUGGCACCUCCAGAGUAUUUGACCAAAGAUGACGCCAUCAGCUAUGAUAUGAGUGGUCUUGCAAAGACGUCAGAAGACGUCAGCAGAGCUUCAUUCAAGUCUGUAUGUGUACACCAGGAAGUGGAAUGGCCUAUUGCUAGCGAUCUUGAAAUGGACGAAUCCCAGUUCAAUGCGUUCCAUACAGCUCUUACUAAGGAACUUGCCAUCAUUCAAGGGCCUCCUGGAACCGGCAAGACCUAUGUUGGUCUGAAGAUUGUGAAAGCCUUGAUGCAAAACAGACAUGCAUGGAACCCUGAUAACUCGAGACCAUUACUGGUUGUUUGCUACACCAAUCAUGCACUCGAUCAGUUCUUGGAAGGAAUUUUGACAUUUUUCAAAGCGAAGGUUCUCAGAGUGGGUGGGCGAUCAAAAAGUGAAAUACUGGUUAACCAUAACCUCAAUCGCAAAAGAUCUGAGCUGUUCAGGCGUAAAGCCCUCCUAGAUGAAGACAUCAGUGAAAUUCUGGAAAUCCGACAUGAAUUGAAGGACGACUUCCUUGUGUGCCAAAGGGAGAUAGAGGAGUAUGGACAACAAGUUGAUGCAACAACAGAAGGAGUCCUUCAUGAAGACUAUUUAAGGCCCUUUAUGAAGCAGCAUUUUAGGAAGAUUACCAAAACAUUCGGUAAGAAGGACCGUUUUUCUGCCCUCCUGGAAUGGCUGGAUAUUAAAGGAAUAGGCAAAGAGGUCUCAACGCGCCCCACUCAUACAGCAGCAGCCAAGGCAAGCGUAGAGAAGGAUGACGUUGGGCAGGUUGAUGAACACGAAGAAGAGGAUGAGACAGAAAAGGAAAGGAAGCUUGAUGACAUUGAUGAAUACCUGCAAUUACAAACAAGAAAUUUAUCCAUGUAUAGGAAUCAGUGUCUAGCUGUUAGUCUUCAUGACUGUGAUUUGACAGAUGACAAGUGGAAAACUAAACACAAAACGGCUAUGAAAAGGGAUAGCAGACAAACACUGAAAACACGUUUGAGAAAGGAACUUUUGUCCCACGCAAAAAUGGAAACGCAUGAAGCAUCCAGCGUGGAUGAUGCAAGUGCUCUGACAAUAGCUGACCGAUGGCGAUUGUAUAGGUACUGGGUUGACCAGUUUUGCCAAAAGAUGCACCACCUGAUGGGACCUCUGAAGACAGUAUGUCAGAAUGCUGCUGAUAGGUACAAAGAAGCAAAUGCUUUGGUCGACAAAUACGUCUUUGAACAUUCCUCGGUGAUUGGCUUAACUACAACGGGGGCAGCGAGGUAUCAGAACCUGCUUACAGAUAUACAGCCACCGGUUGUAAUUGUGGAAGAAGCUGCUGAAGUAUUGGAAGGACAUAUCAUUACAUCCCUUAGUCCAGGGUGCCAGCACCUCAUCCUGAUCGGUGACCACAAACAACUUAGGCCAAAUCCAAACGUGUAUGCACUAGCCAGGAGAUAUAACUUAGAUCUGUCUCUAUUUGAACGGAUGAUCAACAAUGGUUUACAUUGUGAUUGUCUGGAACUGCAGCACAGAAUGAGACCCUCCAUCUCCAAGGUAUUAAGGCACAUCUAUGACAAGUUGAAGGAUCAUGAAUCUGUGUUUGGAUAUGAGGAUGUCCUUGGAGUUUCAGAGAACAUUUACUUCAUUAAUCACUCUGUUCAGGAAUCAGAAAACAAGGAACUCAUGAGUCAUCUGAAUGACUUUGAAGCACAGUACAUCUCGAAACUGUGCCAGUAUUUACUGAAACAGGGUUACAGUCACAGACAAAUUACAGUCCUGUCAACAUAUUCUGCUCAGGUAUCACACUUGAGGUCAAUGAUGAAAGAAGAGAGACAAGAAGGUCUACUGAUAACAGCUGUUGACAAUUACCAGGGAGAAGAAAAUGAUAUCAUUCUUCUGUCCUUAGUACGCAGCAACCAAGAAGAAAAGAUUGGGUUUUUGAAGACCGACAACAGAAUAUGUGUCGCCCUAUCAAGGGCAAAGAUAGGACUAUAUGUUAUUGGGAAUUUUGAUUUACUAUGUCGGCACAGUGAAACUUGGAAAAAUAUCACCCAAGACCUUAAAGAUUCAAAUCAAUUUGGACCAGGUUUGAAACUCUACUGCCAGAGCCAUCCGAGUGCAGAGGGCAUUGUUGUCACUGACCCAAAAAUGUUUCAAUUGGUCCCUGAGGGUGGAUGCAUGAAGCAGUGCCAUUAUGUAUUGGACUGUGGACAUAGCUGUACUCUGAAAUGUCAUGCAUAUGACCCAAAUCAUGUGUUGUUUUCCUGCAAGAAACAAUGUCAGAAGCAGAUUUGCAAACUUGGUCAUCCAUGCCCAGCUACUUGCUCAGAGGAAUGCCCUCCCUGUGAGUUCCCAGUCGUCAAAACUAUUCCUAAAUGUCAGCAUACACUGGAGAUACCAUGCAGCGUGGAUCCGGAGUUGCACGUUUGUCCCAAUGCGUGUGACAAAAUGUUAGAAUGUGGCCAUAAAUGUGGAAAUCUGUGUGGGUAUGAACACAUCUGCUAUGAGACUGUUUCCAAAACAUGGCCAUGUGGUCACACAGGAGAGGUACUGUGUACAGAGCAGGAUCAGGCGCCUUGUCUUGUGGGAUGUAAUGCAAUACUGCAAUGUGGACAUUCAUGCGAAGCAUUAUGUUAUGAAUGCAACGAAGGACGGCUUCAUAUGCCCUGCAAACGGAAGUGUGACAAGAUUCUUUUUGCGGCCAUGCAUGCAGAGCCUCUUGUUCGAAAUGUCCCCCCUGUACAUUUGACUGUGAGAAAGCUUGCUCUCAUGGAAAAUGCCAGGAUCCCUGUGGCCAGAAAUGUCAGGAAUGUGACAAACCAUGUAAAUGGGCUUGUGCACAUUUCAAAUGCACACAAAUGUGUGGAGACAUUUGCGAUAGAGAUCGCUGUGACAAACGUUGUCGGCGAAAGCUCGAAUGUAAACACACCUGUAUUGGUCUUUGUGGAGAAACCUGCCCACGCCUCUGUAGAAUAUGCCACAAAGAUGAUGUUUCACCCUUUCUUACUGAGUCAGAAGACAUUUCAACAGCCAGGUUUAUUCUCCUUGAAAACUGUGGACACAUUGUCGAGGUACAUUCUUUGGACAGAAUAAUGGAGAAAUGCAAAGCCAGCAAACAAAUACAACUUCCAAGCUGCCCAUGGUGUAACACUCUUAUAAGACGUAAUGCCAGGUAUGGGGCUCUACUAAAUCAGAUACACAAACAAA
Haliotis rubra (blacklip abalone) is the source of this 6024-nucleotide messenger RNA. RefSeq names its product NFX1-type zinc finger-containing protein 1-like. Bases 637 to 5910 code for a protein of 1757 amino acids. NCBI's taxonomy places the organism in Eukaryota, Metazoa, Mollusca, Gastropoda, Lepetellida, Haliotidae. Gene Ontology annotation, molecular function: helicase activity. Gene Ontology annotation, cellular component: nuclear RNA-directed RNA polymerase complex. Gene Ontology annotation, biological process: regulatory ncRNA-mediated heterochromatin formation. The transcript is spliced from 2 exons. The record is from RefSeq and is a predicted model, not a curated record.